AUGUCCAACCCAGCGUCGCAGUCCACGAUAUCCUUACGGAGUGUAGUAUCCAAUUCAACCCAACAGUUAAUGAAUAAGAAGGUUUCAGAAGAAGAUUCCCUUUACCAUAUUUGUCUUAAUGUAAAGAAAAAACUCGAAUGUUUACCGCAGUUGAAACCAUACUUAAAUCUAGCUUAUGCUAGUGCAGAAGUGGCAAGUGAUCGCCAGGCUCUGUUGUUAUCUCAAAUGGAUCAGCAGGAGCAGCCGGAACAGCAGCCGCAAAGCCCGCAGAACCAAAGCUACAGCAGUAUGAUUUCUUCUUCUACGAGUACCGCUACACCUUCUGAUUCGGAAGUAAGACCCAAUUCGAUUUCAAGCAGUACUAUUGAUGAUUCGGAAUAUACUAAUGCGUUUAAUAUGGAGGAUACGGUUUUGACCUACUCCAUGGGGAUUCUUCCGAUUUCGGUAGACUGUGAUCCUGUAACACAAUUGUCCAAGUUGUUUCAACAGGGGUCUCCUUUGUGCAUCAUAUUCAAUUCCGUAAAGCCCCAUUGCAAACUUCCUGUUGUCUCUUCAGAUGACUUAAAGAUAUGCAAGAAGUCUAUCUACGAUUUUAUUAUGGGGCUGAAGUUACACUUUGCGUUCAACGAUGAGGAGCUAUUCACUAUUACAGAUGUCUUCUCAAAUUCCACCGAUCAAUUUAUUAGGGUAUUAGAUGUGGUUAUAGCGCUAUUAAAUUCAGCUCCUCAAAUCUUCUUUAGAUCCACACCUCAGAGUCCAGAGGAGAUGUCUCAACCAAACACAUAUUUGUCUGACCACGACAAAAUUGUUAAAGAAUUUAUUGAAACGGAGAGGAAAUACGUUCAUGAUUUGGAAUUGUUGAGUAAGUAUAGGCAGCAGUUGCUGGAAAACCAAAUUAUAUCAUCUGAGGAGCUAUAUAUGCUAUUCCCAAAUUUGAAUGAAAUUAUAGACUUCCAAAGAAGAUUCCUCGUUUCACUAGAAAUUAACGGACAGGUUCCUGCGCAGAGACAAAGGAUUGGUGCCUUAUUCAUGCAUUCCAAACACUUUUUUAAACUUUAUGAACCAUGGUCUAUCGGCCAAAAUGCUGCUAUCAACUUUAUCUCAUCCAGUUUUGACAAAAUCCAGUCUCAGGAUUUCGUGAUCGGUAACAAGAUGGAAUUGCAGUCCUUCCUACUAAAGCCAGUCCAGAGGCUUUGCAGAUACCCAUUAUUGUUGAAAGAUCUACUGAAACUGUCAGUUAAAUCGAAGGCCGAUGUCAAUAUCAAAGAAUUGCAAACCGCACUUGAAAUCUCAAAGUCUAUUGCGCGGAGUAUCAAUGAGAACCAACGACGUACGGAAAAUCAUGAAGUGGUGAAGAAAUUGUACGAUCGUGUGCUUAACUGGAAAGGUUACCGUAUUGCAAAAUUUGGAGAACUAUUAUAUUUUGACAAGGUUAAUAUUUCUACGAACAACUCCAAUGAACCUGAGAAGGAAUUUGAGGUUUAUCUAUUUGAAAAAAUUAUUAUAUUGUUCAGCGAGGUAGUACAAAAGAAAUCAUCAACAAGAAGUUUAAAGAUUAAGACAAAUUCAGUGUCUUCUUCUACGCAUGUGCCUGGUGUGAACUCCUCAUCAAAUAGUAUAGCUUUAACUGGUGAUUCGAAACUAGAUCUAAGGGGACGCAUUAUGAUUGUUAAUUUAAUUGAACUACUCCCUAUUGACAACCAUUCACUGAAUAUUACGUGGGAAUCGGCGAAGGAGCAGGGGAAUUUUAUUCUUAAGUUUAGAAAUGAGGAGACGAGAGAUAAUUGGAUGUCAUGUCUCCAAAACUUAUUACGACAAAUUCGUAGUGAAUCUUACAAGUCUAAUGCCACUGCCAGUACUGAUAGGUCCUCUUUUUCAUCCCCUUAUAGCCAUCCUCACUAUAGCGGAGUUUCAGUGAAUAGUUGUGCAGCCAGGCAGAUUUCAGAAGUUAUACCAAAGCAAUUAAACCACCAUCAAUCGUUUGAACAUGACUACAGGGCUAUUUCUGAAAACUACAAGUAUUCCAUCCCAGAAUCUAUGUUGAUGGUACGGGUAUCAUUCAACAGUGAUUUCUACACUUUAUUGGUAUCAAUGGAAGCUGACAUUGAUGAAGUACUAGUUAUUCUAAAGAAGAAACUAGCCCAUGCUGGAUCCAUUUGUAAGAUAAAAUACCAAGAUGAGGACGGUGAUUUCGUGAUGCUAGAAAGCGAAGAUGAUUGGUCUGUUGUUAAGGAUAUGUUAAAAGAAAGCAAGGAACGCAUGUUGAAUGUUUGGGCGUUCAUCUAG
Molecule: messenger RNA, 2286 nt
Organism: Eremothecium cymbalariae DBVPG#7215
Lineage: Eukaryota; Fungi; Ascomycota; Saccharomycetes; Saccharomycetales; Saccharomycetaceae
Gene: CDC24
Product: Rho family guanine nucleotide exchange factor CDC24
Exons: 1
Coding region: 1-2286 (761 amino acids)
Biological process (GO): intracellular signal transduction; septin ring organization; establishment of cell polarity
Cellular component (GO): division septum; cytoplasm; mating projection tip
Molecular function (GO): protein binding; guanyl-nucleotide exchange factor activity
Source: RefSeq, a predicted model, not a curated record